AUUUUGCUUUUAUUUAUUUAUUUUUUGGUUUCGUCAUCCGUGAAUUGAAUUCGGCCAAAAAGGCAAUUCUCUUUCUCUCUUCCGCCCUACAAAUAUGGGAAUGCGCCUCAUGUUUUCCUGCAACUCCCUCCGUGAACCUCCCGCCUGAUUUGUAUCUAACCCCAGCUUUGUUCCGAUUUGGAAAUCCAAAAUCCUCUGUUCCCAGGGCUACACCUCUCUCUCUCUCUCUCUCUCUCUUCUCUGUUAUAUACAUACAUAUACCUAUUACCAGGCAAAAGAUAUAUUUAUAUUUUUAUAUAUCAUAAGCCGCUCAAGAAACAAGCUCCUCAUCCUUGGGUGCUAAAUUUCUGCAUCCUAAGGUACAUGGGAUCUCAACCUGAUUUCGUUUUCUCAGUUUUUGUUAUUGCAUUCUUUGUUGGCUCUUAGCUCCAAUGAAUCUUCUGUUCGAUAUAUUUCAGUUAUAUUGAGGUGUAUUGAUCGAGAAAUCUUUAAUUGAAGGAGUGGAUUCCUCCAUGGGAGAAGCCCCGGCUUUCUUUAUAGAUGAUCUGCAGAGGGGCUAUUCAAAUGGGUUUGAUCUGAAUUCCAAAGGGCCUCAAACAGUUACUGUUGUUGGUGAUAAAUCAUAUGUGAUUGUUGGUUCGGAUGAUGAACUGAAGUCAUCUAUUGGAGUUCAAAUCUAUGACAAAUCCACAGGGAAAUCGGUCAGUCUUACUGUGUUGGGGACAAAACCCAAGCCAUGCCAAGGUCAUUCGGCUGUCCUUUUGAAUGAUGAUCGGAUAUUGAUUAUUAAGAAGAAUUCCUCCCCAGAUGACUGCUUGUGGUUUCUGGAGGUGGACACUAAAUUUGUCAGGGAGCAGAAACAAAUUUUGGGAACUGAGGUGGUUGCUUGGAGUAAAGGAGUUAUUGGUGACACUGAGAAGCCAAUUGUUAUUAGUGGUCCUUCUGGAGUGGGCAAGGGUACACUCAUAUCCAAGCUCAUGAAGGAAUUCCCUUCCAUGUUUGGAUUCUCUGUGAGCCACACAACCCGGGCCCCAAGGGAGAAGGAGACAGAUGGGGUCCAUUACCAUUUCACUUACAAAAGUGUUAUGGAGAAGGAGAUAAAGGACGGGAAGUUCCUUGAGUUUGCUUCUGUUCAUGGAAAUCUUUAUGGAACCAGUAUUGAAGCUGUUGAAGUGGUAGCGGAUGCUGGAAAGAGAUGCAUUCUCGACAUUGAUGUUCAAGGUGCAAGGUCUGUGAGGGCUAGUUCUCUUGAAGCAAUUUUCAUCUUCAUCUGCCCACCUUCUAUUCAGGAACUUGAGAACCGACUUCGUGAAAGGGGAACUGAGUCGGAUGAACAGAUUAAAAAACGUGUUCAUAACGCCGCAGCAGAGCUUGAGCAAGGGAAAUCACCCGAUCUCUUUGCUCACAUCUUGGAAAAUGAUGACCUUGAGAAAUGUUACAUCAAUCUUAAGAAACUCUUGGGUCUGGAUGGUGGUGCACCGGCUACUCAUAAAUCAACCCUAGAAACGGUCCAUCUGCCUGCGGACCAUGCAGUGUCAAAAAUUGGUCACAAGAUCCUCAUAGCCUCUGAAACCCAAGAGCGAGAAAAAGCUUCAAAGAACUUGAUUGUCCUAGAUGUAUCUUCACUUAAAGGAGGAGCACCAGGGAGGACAAGAGGGCUGAGAUUGUAUGCUGCCGACAAAUUUUCGGACGGCAUAAAUGGAAUUUAACAGUCAACCCAACGAAAUCCUCAUCUUCAUCCUCAUCCUCGGAUAUACUAACUCAAUCUCUCAUUUUUUGAACUAUUUUUAGAAAGAAGGAUUAGGUCUUUAUUUUCUAUGAUUUAACAAGAGGGGGAUCAUUGAUGGGCUUUGGUUAUUAUUCUUCAAGGUCCUCGCAGAAGUUGAGAUUUUUUGUUUUUUUGUUUUUUAAUGUUGUUGGACUGGAUAGGAUCUAUGAUUUCUGCCGCAGAUGAAAUUACCCCAAUUUGAAUUACCCCAAUUUGCUGCGAGGAAGAGAAAAGAAAGCAGAAGGAAAAGAUAAGACUUUGGAAGUUGUCCAAGCUCAUUUAUAUUUGACAGAUGAAAAGUAAAGCAAAAAUUUUACACUGUCAUUUAGAGUUCAAUUCUCUGUGAGUGUUUUGGGGGGGAUGUAUUUGUGUGGGUGCUUUUUGAUAAUCAGGGGGGAUUAAGGUAAUGAUAGUUUUGGAUUUGAAGCAGGAAAAGCCAAUCAUAGAAUCCAAACAUUGCUUUAUUGAUCCACUAA
This is a messenger RNA of Malania oleifera, 2244 nucleotides long. Its product is annotated as guanylate kinase 2. The coding region runs from base 513 to 1709 and encodes 398 amino acids. Gene Ontology annotation, molecular function: protein binding; GMP kinase activity. Gene Ontology annotation, cellular component: cytosol. Gene Ontology annotation, biological process: purine nucleotide metabolic process. NCBI's taxonomy places the organism in Eukaryota, Viridiplantae, Streptophyta, Magnoliopsida, Santalales, Ximeniaceae. The record is from RefSeq and is a predicted model, not a curated record. The transcript is spliced from 11 exons.